GACUGACAUCAGUUAGAGGAACAAAAGAAACCUGAGAGUACUAGACAGCUGUUUCGUCCGACUAAUUAGUAUUGGACUCCACCAGGGAUCGAACCGGCGGCCUUCAGGCUCCGUGGCCAGCACGUUACAAUAGAGCUAGUCAAUGGGUCAGAAUCCAACGGUCGAUAUUUCCAACUUCAAUUAGCUCACGAUAUAGUGCAACCGCCACACAAUGUCAUCAAUCGAAGAUGGCAACCGCCCUCUACACUAUCAUAUUAUUUAUUGUAAAUGCUGUGGUUGGAAUUAUUGGAUUAUUUUUAACUAUAAAUGGUGGUUUAAUGGCCUGGUCAAAAAGUGUAGCUACACAAACAUUCGGUGAUAUAUGGAAUGUAUUCAUUAAUAAAACCAAUAUAACAAAUAAAUCAUCGAUUACACAUAAUAUUGGUGAUGCUGUCUUAAAUAUUAGCAGUAAAUACAGUGUAUUAAUAUUCGUUAUUGGUUUGAUCAUACUACUAAUAUGUGGUGCAGGUAUCAUUGGAACAUGCUGUAAAAGUUCACUUUGUCUAAAAAUUUAUAUGGGUGUCAUUUUCAUUGUUAUAUUAUCACAUAUCAUAAUACUGAUUGUUUACUUCUCAACAAAACAUAAUCCAAAAAAAUUCUUUAUUCAUCUUCUAAAUAAUUCAAUAUAUGAGUAUAAAAAUCUUAGUAGCGGUGAUCCAACCAGUGUUUUCAUGGGUCUUACUAUGAUCAAGUUCAAUUGUUGUGGUGUGAACAAUGGAAGUGAUUUCAAACAUUCAAAGAAAUUUAUCAACACCGAUACUUGGAAUAACAAAACAUAUACAUUACAAUAUCCGAUUCCAUGUUGCAAGUUUAAAGUAAACCUUGACAUUCUUAAUAUAAAUAAUGGAUGUCUACAUCCAUUACACAAUUAUGUGUUCCAUUAUAUUGAUAUCGCUGCCUAUGUCUCAAUCAUCAUUCUAUUAUGUGAAGUAAUAAUACUUCUGAUGGCUACUCUGAUAAACAAGGAAAAUUCUUCGGCAACUGCUUAA
Messenger RNA from Heterobilharzia americana, 1028 nucleotides. The record is from the annotation of a GenBank genome assembly. Lineage: Eukaryota; Metazoa; Platyhelminthes; Trematoda; Strigeidida; Schistosomatidae.